AUGGCCACCAUGGAGAAACUGAUGAAGGCCUUCGAGUCCCUCCGCUCCUUUCAGCAGCAGCAGGGGCCGGCUGCCAUCCCCGAGGAGCCGCUCCAGAGAGCAAAGAAAGAACUUUCAGCUACCAAGAAAGAUCGAGUGAAUCACUGCCUGACAAUAUGUGAAAACAUAGUUGCUCAGUCUCUAAGGAAUUCUCCGGAAUUUCAGAAACUGCUGGGUAUUGCUAUGGAACUCUUUCUUCUUUGCAGUGAUGAUGCAGAGUCUGAUGUCAGGAUGGUUGCUGACGAAUGUCUCAAUAAAGUUAUAAAAGCUUUGAUGGAUUCCAACCUUCCUAGGUUACAGUUAGAACUCUAUAAAGAAAUUAAAAAGAAUGGUGCUUCUCGAAGCCUACGUGCUGCAGUUUGGAGGUUUGCUGAGCUUGCCCAUCUGGUUCGACCUCAGAAGUGCAGGCCAUACUUAGUCAACCUAUUGCCCUGUCUAACACGAAUAAGUAAGCGGCCUGAAGAAUCGGUACAAGAGACACUGGCUGCAGCAAUACCAAAAAUCAUGGCAGCAUUUGGCAACUUUGCAAAUGACAAUGAAAUCAAGGUUUUAUUGAAGGCUUUCAUUGCUAAUCUUAAAUCCAGUUCUCCUACCAUCCGUCGAACAGCAGCUGGAUCAGCAGUGAGCAUCUGUCAACACUCACGAAGAACACAAUAUUUUUAUACCUGGUUACUGAAUGUGCUUUUAGGUUUGUUGGUUCCUGUGGAAGAUGAACAUCCUACUCUUUUAAUUCUUGGAGUACUGCUCACACUAAGGUAUCUAAUACCAUUACUGCAGCAGCAAGUAAAGGAUACCAGUCUGAAAGGCAGUUUUGGUGUAACACGAAAAGAAACAGAGAUUUCACCUUCUCCAGAUCAGCUUAUACAGGUCUAUGAAUUGACUUUGCAUUACACUCAGCACCAGGACCACAAUGUUGUGACUGGAGCUUUAGAACUAUUACAGCAACUUUUUAGAACACCACCGCCUGAUCUUCUUCAUGCCCUGACCACUUCAGGAGGCAUUACACAGGUCAGUGUAUCCAAAGACGAGUCUAUCAGCAGAAGCCGCAGUGGAAGCAUAGUGGAGCUUAUAGCUAGAGGGGGGUCUUCAUGCAGCCCUUGUCUGUCAAGAAAACUAAAAGGUAAAGUACUUUUAGGAGAAGAAGAAGGCUUGGAGGAUGACCCUGAAACACGGUCAGAAGUCAGCACUGCAACUUUUGCAGCCUCUAUGAAGAGUGAGAUAACCAGUGAAUUAGCUUCUUCAUCAGGAGUAUCAACAGCUGGAUCAAUAGUAAGUUCUGCAGCUGAUCCCACAGGACAUGACAUCAUCACUGAGCAGCCACGUUCACAACAUACUUUGCAAUCAGACUCUGUAGACCUGACCAGUUGUGAUUUGGCCAGCACAACUACUGAAGGGGAAGAGGAUGACAUGCUUAGUCGGAGCUCCAGCCAGAUCAGCACUGUCCAGUCAGACCCCACUAUGGACUUGAAUGAUGGCACGCAGGCUUCUUCACCAGUUAGUGAUAGCUCUCAGACUACCACAGAAGGUCCAGAUUCAGCUGUGACCCCUUCGGACAGUUCUGAAAUUGUUCUAGAGGGUACUGAAAGCCAGUAUUCUGGAAUGCAGAUUGGACAGCUGCAAGAUGAGGAAGAUGAAACUGCAAAUGUUCUCCAUGAUGAAUCCUCAGAUCCUUUCAGAAAUUCUUCCCUUGCCCUUCAGCAACCACACUUAUUGAAAACCAUGGGCCAUAGCAGGCAGCCUUCUGACAGCAGUGUAGAUAGAUUCAUGGCAAAAGAAGAAGCAGUAGAAUCUGUUGAUCAUGAGAUUAAGCCUUCCAGAAUAAAGGGAGAUAUAGGUCACUACACAGAUGGAAAUUCUGCUCCUCUGGUUCACUGUGUUCGUCUCCUAUCUGCUUCUUUUCUGCUUACUGGGGAGAAAGGAGCUUUAGUUCCUGAUAGGGAUGUGAGGGUCAGUGUAAAAGCAUUGGCAGUAAGUUGUGUUGGAGCAGCUGUUGCCCUUCAUCCUGAAUCUUUCUUCAGCAAACUGUAUAAGACACCUCUUGAAACCAUGGGAGAAGAGUAUGAAGAGCAGUAUGUAUCGGAUGUUUUGAACUAUAUUGAUCAUGGAGAUCCCCAGAUUAGAGGAGCUACUGCCAUUCUUUGUGGAACCAUUGUCUACUCCAUUCUCAAUAAAUCACGUUUUGAUGUGGAAAACUGGCUAGCAAAUGUCAGAAGUUCAACAGGAAAUCUCUUUUCUCUGGUAGACUGUAUACCUCUCUUACAGAAAACUCUGAAAGAUGAAUCCUCCGUUACAUGCAAACUGGCUUGCGCAGCUGUGAGGCAUUGCAUCAUGAGCUUGUGCAGUAGCAGUUAUAGUGAACUAGGUUUACAGUUAAUCAUCGACCUUCUUACUCUGAAGAAUAGUUCUUAUUGGCUAGUAAGGACAGAGCUUCUGGAAACUCUUGCUGAGAUAGAUUUCCGGUUAGUCAGCUUUUUGGAAGGAAAAGCAGACAAUUUGCACAGAGGUGUUCAUCAUUAUACUGGGCUAUUAAAACUUCAGGACAGAGUACUCAACAAUGUUGUUAUCUACCUUCUUGGUGAUGAAGACCCCAGAGUGAGACACAUAGCUGCAGCUUCUUUGAUGAGGCUUGUUCCAAAGCUGUUUUAUAAUUGUGACCAAGGACAGGCUGAUCCAGUAGUGGCAGUGGCAAGAGACCAAAGCAGUGUCUACUUGAAACUCCUAAUGCAUGAGACUCAGCCUCCAUCUCACUUUGCAGUGAGCACUAUCACCAGAACAUACAGGGGUUACAACAUGGUGCAAAGUCCAACAGAUGUCACUAUGGAAAACAACCUUUCUAGGGUUAUCUCAGCCGUUUCCCAGGCAUUGACAACAUCAACUACAAGAGCACUUACAUUUGGCUGCUGUGAAGCUUUGUGUCUUCUCUCCACAACGUUUCCAGUCUGCACAUGGACUGUAGGAUGGCACUGUGGUGCUUCCCAGCUGAGUCCUUCGGAGGAAUCUCAGAAGAGCUGUACCAUUGGAAUGGCUGGAAUGGUUUUGUCCCUUCUUUCAACGGCCUGGUUCCCACUGGAUCUUUCUGCACAUCAAGAUGCUUUGAUUUUGGCUGGAAACUUGCUUGCAGCAAGUGCCCCCAAAUCUUUGAAAACCCCCUGGACUACUGAAGAAGAUAUGAAUCCAGGGGCUGCUAAACAAGAGGAGCCAUGGCCAGCUUUGGCUGACCGAACGCUUGUUACUUUGGUAGAACAACUCUUUUCUCAUUUGCUGAAAACCAUUAAUAUUUGUGCUCAUGUGGUGGAUGAUGUGGCUCCUGGCCCAGCAAUAAAGGCAACAUUACCUUCUCUCUCAAACCCACCUUCUCUAAGUCCAAUUCGUCGGAAAGGGAAAGAGAAAGAACCUGUGGAACAAACAUCUGUACCAAUGAGCCCUAAAAAGGGUAGUGAAACUAAUCCAGCUACUAGGCAAACCGAUACUUCAGGGCCUGCUCCAACAAGCAAAUCAUCGUCACUGGGCAGUUUUUAUCAUCUUCCAUCGUAUCUCAAGUUAUAUGAUGUCUUGAAAGCUACCCAUGCUAACUAUAAGGUUACAUUGGAUCUUCAGAACAACAUCGAAAAAUUUGGAGGUUUCCUGCGAUCUGCCCUGGAUGUCCUCUCUCAAAUUUUGGAACUUGCAACUCUUCAAGACAUUGGAAAGUGCGUUGAAGAGAUUUUGGGGUAUCUGAAAUCCUGUUUCAACAGAGAACCAAUGAUGGCAACAGUUUGUGUACAGCAGUUGCUGAAGACUUUAUUUGGAACGAACUUGGCAUCUCAAUAUGAUGGCUUAUCUUCAAACCCCAGCAAAUCUCAAGGCAAAGCCCAGCGUUUAGGCUCUUCUAAUUUGAGGCCUGGUCUUUAUCAUUACUGCUUCAUGGCCCCUUAUACACACUUUACACAGGCACUUGCUGAUGCGAGUCUAAGGAACAUGGUACAGGCAGAGCAGGAACAUGAUGCUUCAGGAUGGUUUGAUGUGCUGCAGAAAGUUUCUACGCAACUGAAAACUAGCCUUACAAAUGUAACAAAACAUCGUGCCGACAAGAAUGCUAUUCACAAUCACAUUCGCUUGUUUGAACCCCUUGUUAUAAAAGCUUUAAAGCAAUAUACUACAACAACGUCGGUACAACUACAGAGGCAGGUUUUAGAUCUACUAGCACAGCUGGUUCAGCUACGGGUUAACUACUGUCUUCUAGAUUCGGAUCAGGUGUUUAUUGGAUUUGUGCUAAAGCAGUUUGAAUACAUUGAAGUGGGACAGUUCAGGGAAUCAGAGGCAAUUAUCCCUAAUAUCUUUUUCUUCUUGGUAUUAUUGUCUUAUGAGCGAUAUCACUCCAAACAGAUAAUUGGAAUUCCUAAGAUUAUUCAGCUGUGUGAUGGUAUCAUGGCCAGUGGAAGGAAAGCUGUUACACAUGCUAUUCCAGCUCUGCAACCCAUUGUCCAUGAUCUCUUUGUAUUACGAGGAACAAAUAAAGCUGAUGCUGGAAAAGAACUGGAAACACAAAAAGAGGUGGUGGUGUCAAUGCUACUAAGACUUAUCCAGUAUCAUCAGGUGCUGGAGAUGUUCAUCCUAGUACUGCAACAGUGCCACAAAGAGAAUGAAGACAAAUGGAAAAGAUUGUCCCGACAGAUAGCAGAUAUAAUUCUCCCAAUGUUAGCAAAACAACAGAUGCAUAUAGAUUCCCAUGAAGCUCUGGGAGUAUUGAACACUUUAUUUGAAAUUUUGGCUCCCUCAUCCCUCCGUCCUGUGGACAUGCUUUUAAGAAGUAUGUUUGUUACUCCCUGUACAAUGGCAUCAGUGAGCACUGUUCAGUUAUGGAUAUCUGGUAUCCUAGCUAUCCUUAGAGUUCUGAUUUCACAAUCAACAGAGGAUAUAGUUCUAUCUCGUAUUCAAGAGCUUUCUUUCUCCCCUUACUUAUUGUCAUGUCAAACAAUUAAUAGGCUAAGGGAUGGGGAGAAUAAUGUACCCACACCUGAAGAACAAAUUGAGCUGAAACAGGCUAAAUAUCUGCCUGAAGAGACAUUUUCGAGGUUCUUGUUACAAUUAGUGGGCAUUCUAUUGGAAGACAUUGCUACAAAACAAUUGAAAGUGGACAUGAAUGAACAGCAGCACACUUUCUAUUGCCAAGAGUUGGGCACAUUGCUUAUGUGUUUAAUACAUAUCUUCAAAUCAGGGAUGUUCAGAAGAAUCACAGCUGCUGCCAGCAGGCUUUUUACAGGAGAUGGAUCUGAUGGUAGUUUUUAUACCCUUGAGAGUCUGAGUGGUCUUGUUCAGUUCAUGAUUCCCACACACCCUUCUUUAGUGCUCCUCUGGUGUCAAAUCCUACUUCUUGUCAAUUACACUAACUACAGCUGGUGGUCAGAGGUGCAUCAAACACCAAAGAGGCACAGUCUUUCCAGUACUAAAUUGCUGAGCCCUCAGAUAUCUGGAGACAGUGAUGAAUUUGAUUCGGAAUCCAAAUUUGGCAUGUGCAAUCGAGAGAUAGUACGAAGAGGAGCACUCAUUCUUUUUUGUGACUAUGUUUGUCAAAACCUACAUGAUUCAGAACACUUGACAUGGCUUAUAGUGAAUCAUGUUCAAGAUCUGAUUAAUCUGUCUCAUGAGCCUCCUGUACAAGACUUUAUUAGUGCUGUUCAUAGGAAUUCAGCAGCCAGUGGUCUCUUCAUCCAGGCUAUUCAGUCUCGGUGUGAGAACCUCGCAACUCCAACAACACUAAAGAAGACCCUGCAAUGCUUAGAGGGCAUUCAUCUCAGCCAGUCUGGUGCCGUGUUAAUAUUGUAUGUGGACAAGCUUUUGUGUACUCCAUUCCGUGUGCUGGCUCGCAUGGUUGACACACUUGCUUGUCGUCGAGUAGAAAUGCUUUUGGCUGCAACUUUCCAGAACAGCGUUUCUCAGUUACCAGUUGAAGAACUGGAUAGAAUUCAGGAAUAUCUUCAAAACAGUGGAUUAGCACCAAGACACCAAAGACUUUACUCGCUAUUGGACAGGUUUCGCCUUACAGUAGCACCAGAAACAACUAGCCCUUCACCUUUGGUUACUUCACACCCACUGGAUGGGGAAAACCAACCAGCCUUAGAGAAUGUAAUUCCAGACAAAGACUGGUAUGUAUCACUAGUCAGAUCACAGUGCUGGGUCAGGUCAGACUCGGCACUGCUGGAAGGUGCAGAGCUGGUGAAUAGGAUACCUCAGCCUGAACUAAACUCCUUCAUGACCAGUAAGGAGUUCAACUUAAGCUUGUUAGCUCCCUGUUUAAGUCUUGGCAUGAACGGAAUCUCAGAAGACCAAAAGAGCAGCCUCUUUGAAACUGCCCGUAGGGUAACCCUAGACCAUGUGUGUAACAUAGUUCAAAAACUUCCUGCCAGCCAUCAAGUUUUUCAGCCAUUGCAGCCAGUUGAGACUUCAGCCUAUUGGAGCAAGCUAAGCGAUAUUUUUGGAGACACAAUGCUGUACCAUACUGUGAUGAAACUCUCUCGUGCACUGGCUCAGUAUUUGUUGUUACUCUCUAAAUUACCAGCAUCUCUCUGUAUUCCACCUGACAAAGAGACUGACAUCCUGAAGUUUGUAGUAAUGUCAUUAGAGGCACUGUCAUGGCAUUUAAUACAUGAACAUAUUCCACUAAGUAUAGAUCUUCAAGCUACUUUGGAAUGCUGCUGCCUGACAUUACAGCAACCUGGUCUCUGGAAUUUGCUGGCUUCUGCAGUGUAUGUGACACAGGCUUGCUCCCUAAUUAAUUGUGUCAGAUUUAUAAUAGAAGCAGUUGCAAUUGAACCUGGAAACCAGCUUCUUAGUCCAGAAAGGAAGAAGAAUACUUCAAAAGGGGUCAAUGAGGAUGAAGUUGAUUCAAAUGCUCAAAAAGCGAAAUAUAUUACAACAGCUUGUGAAAUGGUGGCUGAAAUGGUGGAGUGUUUACAGACUGUCUUGGCAUUGGGACAUAAGAGAAACAACAGUAUCCCAGCAUUUCUCACUCCUGUCCUUAAGAACAUAAUCAUCAGCUUGGGUAGACUGCCUCUAGUAAACAGCUACACAAGAGUACCUCCCUUGGUCUGGAAGCUAGGCUGGUCACCAAAACCUGCAGGGGAUUUUGGCACAGCUUUUCCAGAAAUUCCUGUAGAAUUUCUUCAAGAAAAAGAAAUCUUUAAAGAGUUCAUCUAUCGCAUUAAUACAUUGGGGUGGACUAGCCGUACCCAGUUUGAAGAGACCUGGGCUACUCUCCUUGGUGUGCUUGUAACUCAACCAAUUGUAAUGGACCAAGAAGAAAGUCAACAAGAGGAAGACACAGAGAGGACCCAAAUUAAUGUUCUUGCAGUACAAGCCAUAACCUCCUUGGUGCUGAGUGCAAUGACAAUACCAGUUGCAGGCAAUCCAGCAAUUAGCUGCUUGGAACAGCAGCCCCGCAAUAAAGCUUUAAAAGUUCUGGAUACAAGGUUUGGGAGGAAGUUAAGUGUUAUCAGAGGAAUUGUGGAACAAGAAAUCCAAGCAAUGAUAUCUAAGAGGGAUAAUAUUGCCACUCACCAUUUUUAUCAAGCAUGGGACCCUGUUCCAUCACUUUCUCCUGCUACCACAGGUGGUCUUAUCAGCCAUGAAAAGCUUUUACUGCAGAUCAAUACUGAGCGAGAAAUGGGAAACAUGGGCUAUAAACUAGGACAGGUUUCUAUACACUCCGUGUGGCUAGGAAAUAACAUCACUCCAUUGAGAGAAGAGGAGUGGGAUGAAGAUGAAGAAGAUGAGAAUGAUAUGCCUGCUCCUUCUUCACCACCAACCUCUCCUAUUAACUCCAGGAAACACCGGGCUGGAGUUGAUAUACAUUCUUGUUCUCAGUUCUUGCUUGAACUGUACAGUCAAUGGAUAUUGCCAUCAAAUCCUAGCAAGAGAACACCAGUCAUUCUGAUUAGUGAAGUGGUGCGAUCACUUCUGGCAGUGUCUGACUUGUUUACAGAAAGGAAUCAAUUUGAGAUGAUGUACACCACAUUGACAGAAUUGCGGAAGGUGCAUCCAUCAGAAGAUGAGAUUCUCAUUCAAUAUUUGGUACCAGCCACAUGUAAAGCAGCUGCUGUUCUUGGAAUGGAUAAAGCUGUAGCCGAGCCAGUAAGCCGUCUGUUGGAAUCAACACUACGCAGCACCCAUAUGCCAAGUCGGAUUGGAGCUCUGCAUGGAAUUCUUUACAUCCUUGAGUGUGACCUGCUUGACGAAACAGCAAAGCAACUCAUUCCAAUUAUCAGCGAGUAUUUGCUUUCCAAUCUGAGAGGGAUAGCCCACUGUGUACAUGUCCAUAACCAACAGCAUAUUUUAGUGAUGUGUGCUGCGGCAUUCUACUUGAUAGAGAAUUACCCACUUGAUGUAGGGCCGGAAUUCUCUGCAGGAAUUAUACAGGUCUGUGGCGUAAUGGUGUCUGGAAGUGAUGAAUCAACUCCAUCCAUUAUUUACCAUUGCGUCCUCAGAGGAUUAGAACGACUCCUUCUUUCAGAGCAACUUUCUAGACUGGAUAGUGAAUCUUUAGUUAAACUAAGUGUUGACAGAGUGAACAUACACAGCCCCCACAGAGCAAUGGCAGCCUUGGGGUUAAUGCUGACUUGCAUGUAUACAGGAAAAGAGAAAAUCAGCCCAAGUCGUGCAACAGAUGCAAAUCCCACAGCUCCAGACAGUGAGUCUGUUAUUGUAGCUAUGGAACGGGUGUCUGUUCUUUUUGAUAGGAUCCGGAAAGGAUUUCCUUUUGAAGCUAGAGUAGUGGCACGGAUCCUCCCUCAGUUCCUAGAUGACUUUUUCCCUCCACAGGAUGUAAUGAACAAAGUUAUUGGAGAAUUUUUAUCCAACCAGCAGCCAUACCCACAAUUCAUGGCCACAGUAGUUUAUAAGGUUUUUCAGACACUACAUACCACUGGACAGUCACCAAUGGUCCGUGAUUGGGUGAUGCUCUCUCUCUCCAACUUCACACAGAGAACGCCUGUUGCAAUGGCAAUGUGGAGUCUUUCCUGUUUUUUUGUCAGUGCUUCCACCACUCAGUGGGUUUCAGCAAUUCUUCCACAUAUUAUCAGCAGAAUGGGAAAAUCAGAGCAAGUGGACAUUAACCUCUUCUGUUUGGUGGCCAUAGACUUUUACAGACACCAGAUAGAUGAGGAACUAGAUCGAAGGGCCUUCCAGUCUGUAUUUGAGAUGGUAGCAUCGCCAGGAAGCCCAUAUCAUCGCCUACUAACUUGCUUGCAAAAUGUUCACAAGAUCACAGCAUGCUGA
Messenger RNA from Emys orbicularis (European pond turtle), 9291 nucleotides. It is a transcript of the gene HTT, whose product is annotated as huntingtin. NCBI's taxonomy places the organism in Eukaryota, Metazoa, Chordata, Testudines, Emydidae. The transcript is spliced from 67 exons. Bases 1 to 9291 code for a protein of 3096 amino acids. Gene Ontology annotation, cellular component: nucleus; cytoplasm. The record is from RefSeq and is a predicted model, not a curated record.